This is a messenger RNA of Ctenocephalides felis (cat flea), 2253 nucleotides long. RefSeq names its product E3 ubiquitin-protein ligase Ubr3-like. The transcript has 11 exons. Gene Ontology annotation, molecular function: ubiquitin protein ligase activity; zinc ion binding. Lineage: Eukaryota; Metazoa; Arthropoda; Insecta; Siphonaptera; Pulicidae. Gene Ontology annotation, biological process: ubiquitin-dependent protein catabolic process via the N-end rule pathway; protein ubiquitination. Gene Ontology annotation, cellular component: ubiquitin ligase complex; cytoplasm. The record is from RefSeq and is a predicted model, not a curated record. Bases 235 to 2253 code for a protein of 672 amino acids.
AAAACUGUACUUAAAGUUAAUUUUAUCAGAUUUUAUUUUUUAGUGACAAUCUUGGAAAUGAUUUAAAAAUAUUUUUAAUUAUGUUUGUCAAUUUCAUCGAUGACUUGAUCCAUUUGACAUAUCUCAAGGUUUUACGUGGAAAUUCCUUGCGUAGCUGUCAAUACAUCGAGGUCGUGACCUAGCUUGCGGUUUUGUUUUUACUAUUGAUAGAUAUUAAUAUUUAAAUAUUCUAAAAUGUCUACCCAAUCUACGAUACAAGUUUUAAUGAGAAAAGGCAAACGUGGUGCCGCCGCUUAUAUUCAUGCAGAUUGCAUAGGGGGUACUCCAACCUAUCUAGGUGCUUUACUUGAUGUUUUAUUAAAUCCGGCGAAACCUAUUGACGACUGGGAAGCUAUAAAUUGGUGCAAAUGGCUUAUGGCAGGAGGAAGGACACCAGAUGAAUUUGCUAGCAUCGUUCGAGGCUAUGAUAACCAUGCAAAAUGUGGCCUGGUAUGGAUACCACAUGUUGUUGCUUAUCGAUGUCGAACAUGUGGUAUAUCACCUUGCAUGUCUAUAUGUAGAGAAUGUUUUAAACGUGGAGAUCAUUCAACACAUGAUUUUAACAUGUUUCUUAGUCAAGCUGGUGGAGCUUGCGACUGUGGGGAUACAUCUGUUAUGAAAGAAGAUGGAUUUUGCAGUAACCAUGGUUUAAAUAACUGUGCCAAUAAAUCACCAGCACCAGCACAUCUAAUGUGUGUUGCAGAAGCUAUGAUGCCUAGAAUAAUACUAAGACUAUUGCAACAUUUUAGAGAAAAUAGCAUUUGCAGAUAUUCAGAUUCAUACAGAAUUGCAGUGCAAGAAUGUGACGCUUAUGUUGCUAUGCUAAUGGAGUUCAAUAACAUGGGGGAGCUUAUGAGAAGAGUUAUGACUAGAGCCCUAAUUAACCCACAGAUGUAUCGAAAUUUAAUGAAUCCCCCAUUUCCUGAAUCAGAGUAUGGUAGCUACAUGGCUGACAUCAAAGCAAAAUAUGAAGAAGCAUUGGAAGCAUUUCCAAGUCCUGAUCCUCCUGAUGAAUAUAAACAUCUGCCUGCAUUAGGUCAAAGCAUAGUUCACACAACAUUAUUAGAAGAAUUUAUCUUUUGGACUUUUAAAUUUGAAUUUCCACAAAAUAUUGUGUGCUUUUUGUUAAAUAUGUUACCUGAUCAGGAUUAUAAGGAACAUUUGACUAGAACAUUUGUGAUGCACUAUAGCAGAAUACCUCUUGUGUUAGAGCGCUCUAGUGAUCCAGACACAUUAAGCAACCGUGUUGUUCACAUGAGUGUUCAAUUAUUUUCAAAUGAAAGUCUGGCUUUAAAAAUGGUUCAAGAAUUAAGUCUUUUGCAUGUGAUGAUCAUAAGUCUCAAAUUAAUGAUGAGCAACAUACUAAUACAGAAUACUCUUCAUGAUCCUGACAAGAAUUAUCAUUAUGUUAUCGACUGUGCUAAACGAGUUAUGAAAGAACAUUGCUAUUGGCCUUUAGUAUCCGAUUUUAAUAAUGUUCUAUCACAUAAAUCUGUUGCAUUAGUUUUCUUGCGAGAUGAUGCUUUAAUUGAUAUGUGGUUCCAAUUUUUGUCCAUGUUACAGGGAAUGAAUGUGAAUGUUCGAGAAUUGGGAAGUCAUGUAGAGUUUGAACCCAGCUCAUAUUAUGCUGCAUUUUCUUGUGAAUUGGAAGCUAGUGCUUACCCUAUGUGGUCAGUAAUUUCACAUUUGACUGAUGGGACACAUGUUGAACUUGCCAAAAAAAUUAUACAUGUAUGCCAAAAUUACUUGCGAGAAUGGCUUGAUGCUGUUUAUUUCACAAGUGGAAAAAUGGACAAGUCAGAUACUAUGCAUGCUUCUUUCCACUUUCCAUUGCAUCGAUAUUUGGCUGCUUUUAUAAGUCAAGCUGUGCGUGUAAUGGGAGUUCCAUUAGUUGAAGUACUACCAGAUCAAGAAAUGUUGUCUUUAUUGAUGAUGCACCCACUACGUGUUCAGAUAAAUUCUGUUGUUACUUACAUAUUAUUUGAGGUGUUGGCCAAAACUUCUCGCAGAUUGAAAAAUCUAUCGGAUUUGUGCGAUUGCUCAUCGCAUAUGCACAAGCAAUAUGAACAGUGCCAAAACAACCAACGCCACCAGGAAUCCACCUAUAGAAUAGAAAAUUUUUAUAUUAGGCUUAAAGUUGACGAUCCAUGUAUUGACUAUACUAUUGAUACGUACCUUUGUUGUAUGAUUUGCGCAGGUGCCUACUCUACCUAG